Cyprinus carpio (common carp) is the source of this 1524-nucleotide messenger RNA. It is a transcript of the gene ttc4, whose product is annotated as tetratricopeptide repeat domain 4. The record is from RefSeq and is a predicted model, not a curated record. Gene Ontology annotation, molecular function: actin binding; Hsp90 protein binding. Lineage: Eukaryota; Metazoa; Chordata; Actinopteri; Cypriniformes; Cyprinidae.
GUCUCUGAUGUGUGUCAAGCAGAACCGGAACAUCUUGCUUGCGGAGGCCAUGUGGUUAUUUGCUAUAAUUUGUUCACAGAUUUAUCGCAUUUCGGAGUUUUAGGUUUAGUUCCUUUUAGCGGAUACUCUUUGAACACUGUGACGAAGAAGGUACAUCCAGUACUACAGUUGUUUAAGUGGAAUAUAGCGUAGAAUUAAUUUAAUAAGUAAAACGAUGGCUGCACUAGCGCAAGACGAAGACAGUGACGAUACCAUGGAUGAAUUUAUGGAGAAGUUUAAAACACAGAAAUACAAAAAUGCGUUUAAUGAAAGCAACUGGGAGGAGGAGUUUGAUAAGGUACCCAUGUUUAUGAAGACAGCCCCAGAAAACAUAAACCCUGAGAAACAGCCUGAUCUCGCCUGCAUCCAGUCCAUUAUCCAUGAUGAUGACAGAACACCUGAAGAGAAAGCCAGAAGUCUAAAGGAUGAGGGGAAUGAGUACUUUAAGGAGAAGAAUUAUAAGAAAGCUAUAGUGUCGUACACAGAAGGAUUGAAAAAGAACUGCAUAGAUAUUGAACUCAAUGCAGUUUUGUACACCAACCGUGCAGCUGCACAUUUCCAUUUAGGAAAUAUGCGUUCGGCUUUGAAUGAUGCCACAGCUGCAAAGAAACUGAAGCCAGACCACAUUAAAGCUAUAAUCAGAGGUGCACAGUGCUCAAUGGCGCUGCGUAAUUAUGCAGGAGCAUUGCAGUGGUGUGAUGAAGGUCUCAAGCUUAGUCCCACUGACAAGAAACUACAGGAGCUGAGAGCCACUGCAGAUAAACAGAAGAGGCAAGCUGACAGAGAUGUCAGAAAGGCAAAAAUUAAAGCGAAGAAGGAGCAGAAUGAGAAAGAAGCAUUGUUAGCUGCCAUUAAGGAGCGUGGCAUUAAACUUCUGAAGACCAAGCCUUCUCGACACAGGUGUUCAAACAGUGAGGAUGAUGAUGGUGGUGAUGGUGAUGGAGGUGCAUCUAGAGCCCUGGCGGAUCUGGAGCUUGAAGGAAUCGGCUCUCAGGAGGCCACAGGAGCUCGUGUUUAUAUGGAUGAGCAGGGAGUCCUUUACUGGCCAGUGCUGUUCCUCUACCCUGAGCACAGCCAGACGGACUUCAUAUCUGCUUUCUGCGAAAACUCCAGCUUCAUGGACCAUUUGGCAGUUAUGUUUGGCGAAGAGCUUCCCCCCUGGGAUUCAGAAAGAAAAUAUCAUCCACAAAAUCUACAGCUGUUUUUUGAGGAUCCUGAAAAAGGAAACCUUUAUCAAGUUGAUCUUGAAAAGUCGCUUCUUAACGUUCUUCAGCACCAAAGGUGCUCAGUGAAGUCAGGGACACCUAGUUUCAUUGUGCUGGUAUCAGGCUCUCCAUUUUCACAGCAGUUUUUAUCAGGAAAAAAGGUCCAGAGGUUGAAAUGAUGUUCUGUUUGGACCUUAAAAGACUUUAAACGCCUUGGCUAUAAAUCACCCUACUGCUCACCCCAACCCUUGAGAAAACUCUCGAGAUUAAAGCAGAACUU